Molecule: messenger RNA, 252 nt
Organism: Talaromyces stipitatus ATCC 10500
Lineage: Eukaryota; Fungi; Ascomycota; Eurotiomycetes; Eurotiales; Trichocomaceae
Exons: 5
Coding region: 1-252 (83 amino acids)
Source: RefSeq, a predicted model, not a curated record
AUGUUCCCUACUCGUGCUCUCGCGAUGCGUCCUACACGGCCCGUCAUGGCUGCCCCUAAAGAGGACAUGAGCGCUCACACCAUCUCUCAGCGACUCCGUUUGAUCAAGAAGAUCCCUCCCGAGUUGAUUCCUCUCGGUAUCGUCUUGGGGGUUGCUGUCGGCGCCGCCAUCUACUCCUCCACCCACAAGCUCUUCGCUGACAAGACCCUCCGUCUCUCCCGCAACAAACCCGAAGAUCGUAGCCACCACUAA